AUGUCUUUCAACUUACUUGUGGAGUUUGCUCUACACUUUACGUCCUUUCGAAACAUUGACCUCUUGCAACAAGGCAUUUACCAUGUUAAAGCCCAGCUGGUUCUCCACCCUCGCUCCUCUCUCCUUCUGCCGGUGAGCGGCCACGCGAGUUCUCCAGGAAGCGACGAUGCCGAGGCGCCAGGCAGUCCGCGCACUGCCUCACUGCCCCACGCACCUGGAGGCGGCGUCGUGGCGUCACCCGACCAGAGAAGCGCGACAGGCGCGUCUUCUCGAGUCCGUCUUGGCGAUGCAUCUCGCAGGGGCGAAGCGGAACGCACGGCCUCCCAGAGCGCCGAGUCCGAUCCACUUCCCGGCGCUGCGAGCGCCUCGAACGACGUCUGCCUCCGGCGCUUGCUGACCAGCCGCAGCCGAUGCGCGCUCGCUGCAGUCCCGUACACCUAUUUCUCGUCCCCUCUCGAGCAAGACGAAGGCACGCAAGCUGCCAGUGGCGGCUCCAGCAAGGUCCUGAGUGGCGUCUCUUCGCGGGUGAGGUGCGCGGAGGAACGACUCCAGGAACGGAAGUUCCGAACUGAGCAACAGCAGCACUGGGCGUACGGGCGCGGGGCCGCGGCCAGGAGGCCAGCGAGAGACGCGAACGAGGCUGUCCUUCUUCUGCUGCAAGACGAGCAGCAAGGCGCCGAACCGGCCGAAAGUCGGGAGGCGUCCGCCUGGGGAAUUCAGCACAAACGCGCGGGCGAAGGGGAAAACCGGAACUGCCAUGCUCUGGUUCCUCCAAAGAUCAACGAGGUGGACAAUUCGUUCUCCACGAGAGGCUUUCUCAUCCGAUACUGCGACGAGCAGGUUGCGCUGUCCGAUACCGUCUGCUUCCGCGUGGAAGUCCCCUUCUCGUCUCCGGCCGCGCUCACCCACAUGUUCGCUCUGCUGCAGCUUAGCCUCUGGUUCACGCCUCACUUGCCCCAUCCCGCGUCGCACAACCCCGAGCGAAGUGACCAGUCGGCAGGCAGUGGAGGGAAGGCGCGGGGAAACAGCGACAGGGACAGCGAGAAGAGGGCAGAGUCGAGCAGACGGGCGAGUGCGAAUCGGAGCAGAGAGCCCGCGCCCAGCUCCGCGGCCGCGUCUUCCCCGAGUGAAGCGGCUGGGGCUGCAGCGGGGCCGGGGCAGUCUUCGGGGGUCGGGGAUCGACCGCGCACCCAGGCGGGAGUGCACGCCGCGCCGUCGCGAGGCCAGGAUGCUGGAUCUCGCCCGGGGCCCGAAGGGAAAGAGGGGCGGAGAGAAGACGGAAGCCGAGCGAGUCGCGAUGCAGAUUCCUCGUGUCUCGCCGUAAAAUUCCUGCUCCUCAGCAACUUCCUCACGGGUCUCCAGGCGUUUGUUCCCGUCAUUUUCGAUGAAGGCCAGUUCGCGUUGGUGCACAUGCUCCUCAUUGCCUCUGUAGUCGACAUUCGCCUUCGUCUGCGUCCGAGUCUUCCCCUCUCUCCCUUCCCGCUUCCCGUGUCUCCGCACUUCCGCGAACAACGCCGCUGCGCGUUGCAUCAGUUCCACCGAGUCUUGCAGAAAUGCUGCGCGAGUCAGGGCGCUGGCCGCGAAGGGCCGGGCGAUGUGCGGGCUCGUGGCGACUCUGGGAAACUCGACGCGCCUCCGCGCCACUCGCGAGGAAGCGAGACUUCCCGCCGCGUUCCACGUGGCCAUGGCCCUGGCAGGCUGGUGCUGAAAAGCGUCGACGGCGACGGCGCAGCGGCCUUGGCGCAGGCGCAAAGCGGCGAGUGGAUCGACGAAGAAUUCGAAGACGAAGACGGGUGGUCAGACUUGGAACCAAGCUCCACGCGGCAACGCUCCGUUUUCUUGGACCACGAGGAACCUGGGAGUCCCACCGGGAACGCCAGGCGAAGGGACGCCGACCAGCUCGGGCCCCCGGAUCUUCUUCUGACCCUGGACCCGUCCCUCUCUGCUUUCCUGGUGGGGGCGGGGACCGCCUUUGCCGAAGCGGGCGGCGCAGUUUUCUCCGCCAGCUCCGCACGUCGCCGGGGCCGCCUCGGUGCGACAGGACAUGCCAACGAAGUGACUGCUGCCGCAGCGAAUGCAGCCGGCGCCGCGCGGGCGUGGCUCGGUGAACGCGGUCGCGUCGGAACGCCCGUGCCUCCGCAGCCCCGCUGUGAGACGACGCGCGAAGACGCCGGCUUCGACGAGGAAAGCUUGCUCGGAGGUGCGGCGGCGCUCCAUGCGGCGUGUCUUCAGCUGUUGCUGGACGUGUACUUGAGGCUGGCUGCGGCCUCGGCGAAGCUCUUUGCUCGGUGUCUGCUACCGGAGAGGCGACAGCUCCUUCUUCCUUUGCAGCAUAUCGACGGCCUCACUCUGCCCGGAGGCGGCGUCCUGGACGCCUCGGGCGCGUCCUUUCGGGAUCCGCCGGAUCUCCUUGCUGAGAACAAAGUCGCGGCAGGGUCACGAGACGACACCCCGCCGCCAAUGGCCAGGAGUGGGUGCGCGGACAACUUCAUGCGGCUCUUGAUCAGUCAGGACUGCACACCGAGGAGUCGUCGCUGCUCCAGCAACAAAACAGCUGGGAGCAAUGGACGCCGCGCGGAGGGGGACAGGCCGCAAUUGGAGACAGACCGUUCCGGCAGCGGAGUCAUCCAGGGUUCUGAGACUGAGGCAUGGGCUGACACAGAGCCUGGUGUUUCCUCCAACGGGGCCCAGACGCAUGUUUCUGGAGCUCGGAACGCAGACGGCGCCGGUGGAGGGGACGCUGACAGUCGCCAGCAGCCGUUCGGUGGGAGAUGCGUCGCAGUGAAGGUGCUGCGGCUGGAAACCCGUUUGAAAUCGACCACCCCUGACGAAAUCUGCAGCCUCAUCGCAUCUGAUGUGCACGUUCUCUCCAGGCAGCUGUUCACGCUUUGGAGCCGUCUGCUGGCGUCCGUGCCCAUCAUCAGCCACGAAAUGGAGCUUCUCUUGCGCGUGAACUGGGAACAGCAGUACGCGUCCCGCCUCUCCGCCUUCGUCCUGCAGCACGUCGUUCCACUUCGGCCCUCAGACAGGCUCUACUUCCCUCCGCCCGCCGUGGCAGAGCUGCCGCACGCGGCGACGGCAGGCGUCUCGCCCUCCGCGCUGAUUCCUCCGGUCGCCGCUGCCUCUGCAGCCGCCGCCGUCGCCGCUCUGGCCCUAGCCAGGCGCGGGAAUGAGGCAAACGGCGAUCGGGACGACAGCCCCGACAAGCCGCAACAGGGGGCCGUGGCGGCGGUUCUGUGUGCCAGCGAGGAGGCGAUGUUGGACUUGGCGGAUGCCUGGCGCGGUGUCGUGGAUGAACUCCACCGGCGACCGAUGGACGUUCACGACUGCCGCCUCCUGGUCGCCAGCGACCGUCACCCGAUUGUUUUCGAGCAGCGGUACCGGACGUGCGCGUUCUCCGUGCACCCCCCCGUCGUGCCGCCCUGUCUGCCGCUGGCGCCUCCUUCGUCUUCUCUCAGCAGCAGCCACGACAUGAGACUUCUGCGGAACAACAUCGCCGUGUUCUUCCGCGGCGCAGCGUUUCUUUGCUCCUCGGCGAACCAGGACCACACCGAGGGAGAUAUCGAGAUGAUGGGCAAGCGGCUAGCGGACGAGGUGCACGCGCACAUUCAGGAGUGCUUUCCUUUGGAAAGCCUUGCCAGGCUCUCUUUUAUCGGCCACUCUCUUGGAGGCGUCAUCAUUCGAGCAGCGUUGCCGCACCUGAUCCGCCCCUAUGGCAGCCGCUUCUUCCUGUAUCUCUCUCUGUCUUCCCCCCAUUUUGGCUUCGUGAAGAGCAAAAGCCGGCUCGUCAGCCUAGGCGUCUGGCUGCUGAAGAAGUGGCGGAAGAGUCUCUGUCUCCAGCAACUGACGUUGAGCGACGCGAAAGACUACUCUCAAGCAUUUUUGUACCGGCUGAGUCGCCGUCCAGGGCUGAGCGAGUUCCAACACAUUUGUCUAGUCGCGUCGUCGCAGGACACCUACGCCCCUCUGCAGUCUGCCGCGAUUUUGCUGCACCAUCCGCGGGCUGCCUCAAUCGAGCCGUCCGGAGCGAGCUUCAGUCAAGGCGCGCGAGUCGGUUCGGGCCCGAAGGCCUUCGCGAGCGCCGAUGCGUCUCCGUCCGAGCGGAUGCGUCCUGCAGGCCAGGAAGUCCGCAGUGGGUUGGCGCCUCACGCAGGCGCGUCGUGGGAAGGCGCGAAUGGAUUGCUUCAGGAGCUGUUGGGGAAGGGCGAUGCGGCUUCGUCUGGGCGUAAGGACUCAGGGACGACGCGGAACGCGAAAGGCAGGCGAAGCGAGGGUGACGACACGGAAGAGGCAGAGCAACCGACCCGGCAAAGCCAGGUUGUGGAGUUGAUGGGCCGCAAUUUGCUCGGCAAUAUCAGUCCGGAAAAGGUCAUGCGACUCAACGUCAACUUCAGAAUCGCUGAAAGGAAUUUCGAUAGCUUUAUCGGGAGAGCGGCGCAUAUUCUUUUUCUGGAGAAUCAGACGUUCAUGCGGACUCUCCUGCUGAGCCACCCUUAUCUGUUCAAAUAA
This is a messenger RNA of Neospora caninum, 4509 nucleotides long. RefSeq names its product f21m12.37 protein, related. The transcript is spliced from 13 exons. The coding region runs from base 1 to 4509 and encodes 1502 amino acids. The record is from RefSeq and is a predicted model, not a curated record. Lineage: Eukaryota; Apicomplexa; Conoidasida; Eucoccidiorida; Sarcocystidae.